GGUUGCACUCCGCUUCCACAUCCCGAGCCCAGGACCGAGGCUUCGAGGUGCUGCGGGCGAGGAGUCCCGAUGGCACAGUCAGGCAGCAGACGCCGGGUGAGAUGCUGCGGAGCAAGCGGAGCGCCGCCGCUGCCCAGCAGCAAGAGUCCAUGAAGGUGUACGGACAGGUCAGCCUGAAUGAUUCCCACAACCAGAUGGUCGUUCACUGGGCUGGAGAGAAGAGCAACGUCAUCGUCGCUUUGGCCCGUGAUAGCUUAGCCUUCCUAGGCCCCAAGUUAAGUGAUGUUUAUAUUUCUUACGACUACGGGAAAACGUUUAAGAAGAUAUCGGAGAAAUUCAAUUUUGGCCCGGGGAACAGCAGCCAAGCAUUGAUUGCUCAAUUCUACCACAGUCCAGCCGACAACAAGAGGUACAUCUUUGUUGAUGCUUACACUCAGUACCUCUGGCUUACCACGGACUUCUGCAACACCAUCCAGGGCUUCUCAAUUCCAUUCAAAGCGGCAGAUCUGCUUUUGCACAGCCGACUCCCAAACCUCAUCUUGGGAUUUGACAAGACCCAUCCCAACAAGCAGCUCUGGAAGUCGGAUGAUUUUGGGCAGACGUGGAUAAUGAUUCACGAGCACGUGAAAUCGUUUUCCUGGGGUGUUGAACCGUAUGACAAACCCUACACAGUUUACAUUGAACGGCAUGAGCCUACCCGGGCCUCCACGAUCCUCCGCAGCACCGAUUUCUUUCAAACCAGAGAAAACAAAGAGAUUCUGCUCGAGGAGGUUGAAGACUUCCAGCUCAGGGAAAAGUAUCUGUUUGCAACAAAAUCUGUGCAUCUUUUAGGGACGCAGCAGCCAUCCGUUCAGCUUUGGGUAUCCUUUAACCGCAAGCCGAUGCAAGCAGCCCAGUUUGUGACGAGGCACCCCAUUAAGGAAUACUAUAUUGCGGACACAUCUGAAGACCAGGUAUUUGUAUGUGUCAGUCAUAGUAACAACAGCACCAACCUCUACAUCUCCGAAGCGGAAGGCCUAAGGUUUUCGUUGACUUUGGAGAACGUCCUGUACUACAGCCCUGGAGGAAUGGGGAGUGACACUUUGGUCAAGUACUUUGCGAACGAGCCCUUUGCGGACUUCCACCGCGUGGAGGGGGUGCCGGGGGUCUACAUUGCCACCUUGAUCAACAGUUCCUUCAGCGAUGAGAACAUGCGGUCUGUCAUCACCUUCGACAAAGGUGGGACUUGGGAAUUUCUCCAGCCGCCAGAGUAUACUCGCUACGGCGAAAAGAUAAAUUGUGAGCUUUCCAAGGGCUGCUCUCUUCACCUGGCCCAGCGGCUGAGCCAGCUCCUCAACUUCCAACUGCGCAGAAUGCCCAUCCUCUCCAAAGAAUCAGCUCCGGGACUGAUCAUCGCAACAGGAUCUGUGGGCAAGAACAUGGCAAACAAAAUGAACGUGUACAUUUCAAGCAGCGCAGGGGUCCGGUGGAAAGAGGUCCUGUCCGGACCCCAUUAUUACUCAUGGGGCGACCAUGGAGGGAUCCUCAUGGCGGUAACACAGGGCACAGAGACAAACCAGCUCAAGUACAGCACAAACGAAGGGGAGACCUGGAAGGUGUUCACCUUUUCGGAGAAGCCGGUCUUUGUUUACGGCCUCCUGACGGAGCCCGGGGAGAAAAGUACCAUCUUCACCAUCUUUGGCUCUUACAAGGAGAACAGGCACAGCUGGCUCAUCCUGCAGAUCAACACCACAGAUGUGCUUGGGGUGCCUUGCACUGAAAACGAUUACAAACUGUGGUCCCCCUCUGACGAGAGAGGCAAUGAGUGUCUCCUGGGACACAAGACGGUCUUCAAAAGGCGAACGCCCCAUGCGACUUGCUUCAAUGGGGAAGACUUUGAUCGGCCGGUCAUGGUCUCCAACUGUUCUUGCACCAGAGAGGACUAUGAGUGUGACUUUGGCUUCAAGCUGAGUGAAGACUUGUCAUUAGAAGUUUGUGUACCAGACCCUGAAUUUGCCGGCAAACCAUCUUCUCCCCCUGUGCCGUGUCCCAUUGGUUCAACUUACAAGAAGAGCAGAGGUUACCGCAAGAUAUCCGGAGACACUUGCUCAGGGGGGGACGUCGAGGCUCGGCUGGAAGGGGAAUCUGUACCAUGUCCAUUAGCAGAGGAGAAUGAAUUCAUUCUCUACACCACCCGGUACUCCAUCCACCGAUACGACCUCUCCUCUGGGAUCAGUGAAGAGCUGCCACUGACGGGGUUGCGAGGGGCGGUGGCGCUUGACUUUGAUUAUGACCGCAACUGUUUGUACUGGGCCGAUGUGACACUAGACAUUAUCCAGCGCCUGUGCCUUAAUGGGAGCUCGGGACAGGAGAUCAUCGUCAGCACCGGUCUGGAGACGGUUGAAGCGUUGGCCUUUGAACCCAUCAGCCAGCUGCUGUACUGGGUGAAUGCCGGCAUUCCAAAAAUCGAGGUCGCCAACCCAGAUGGAGACUUGCGACUUACGGUGUUGAAUUCCUCUGUGCUCGAACGGCCGCGAGCCUUGACUCUGGUACCUAAAGAAGGGCUGAUGUUUUGGACAGACUGGGGGGACUCCAAGCCUGGCAUUUACCGCAGUGAGAUGGACGGCUCUUCCCCGACUUGCGUUGUCUCCGAGGGAGUGAGGUGGCCAAAUGGCAUUUCGGUGGAUGAUCAUUGGAUCUACUGGACAGAAGCCUACAUGGACAGGAUCGAGCGCAUCGAUUUCAACGGCUUGCAGAGAUCGGUAAUCCUGGACAGCCUCCCGCAUCCUUACGCCAUUGCUGUUUUUAAGAAUGAAAUCUAUUGGAACGAUUGGUCGCAGCUGAGCAUUUUCAGAGCCUCCAAACACAGCGGGUCCAAAAUGGAGACGUUGGUUGACCAUCUCAAUGGUGUGAUGGAUAUGAAGAUCUUCUACCGAGGAAAGACAGCAGGGCAGAAUGCUUGCAUCUCCAAGCCUUGCAGCCUUUUGUGCCUCCCAAGAUCAAACAACAGCCGAAGCUGUAAAUGCCCCGAGGGAGUUGCCAGCCACGUGCUCCCAUCUGGGGAAGUGAGAUGCGAUUGCCCGCCUGGGUAUCUCUUGAAGAACAGCACCUGUGUAAAGGAAGAAAACACCUGUCUCUCCAACCAGUACAGAUGUUCGAACGGGAAUUGCAUCAACAGCAUUUGGCAGUGCGACAACGACAACGACUGCGGGGAUAUGAGCGACGAGAAGAAUUGCCCAACAACUGUGUGUGAUGUUGACACUCAGUUCCGGUGCCACGAGUCGGGGACCUGCGUCCCGCUAUCCUACAAGUGUGACCUGGAGGAUGAUUGCGGAGACAACAGUGACGAGAGCCACUGCAAAACCCACCAGUGCCGCGAGGAUGAAUUCAGCUGCAACUCAGGGAUGUGUGUUCGUCUGUCAUGGAAGUGUGAUGGGGAUAACGAUUGCCGAGACUGGUCUGAUGAAGCAAACUGCACUACAGUGUACCACACUUGUGAAGCCUCCAGUUUCCAGUGCCAUAAUGGGCACUGCAUCCCCCAGAGGUGGGCAUGCGAUGGUGACGCCGACUGCCAAGAUGGAUCUGAUGAGGACCCCACCAACUGUGAGAAGAAGUGCAACGGCUUCCAGUGCCCUAAUGGGGGUUGCAUCCCUUCCAGCAAGCGGUGCAACGGGGUCCGCGACUGCUCUGACGGCUCUGACGAAGAGCAUUGUGAGCCCAUCUGUACACGCUACAUGGAUUUCGUGUGUAAGAAUCGGCAGCAGUGUUUGCUGCGUUCCAUGGUGUGUGAUGGCACCGUGCACUGUCGAGAUGGCUCAGAUGAAGACUCUGCCUAUGCCGGAUGCUCCCAAGACCCUGAGUUCCACCACACUUGUGACCAGUUUAGCUUCCGGUGUCAAAAUGGUGUGUGCAUUAGUUUGGUGUGGAAAUGUGACGGCAUGGAUGACUGUGGGGACUAUUCCGAUGAGGCGAACUGUGAAAACCCAACCGAAGCUCCAAACUGCUCUCGGUACUAUCAGUUCCAGUGUGACAACGGGCACUGCAUCCCUAACAGGUGGAAAUGUGACAAAGAGAACGACUGCGGUGACUGGUCUGAUGAGAAGGCCUGCGGAGGUUCAGCCGUCGUCCCCGUCACCACCUUGGCCCCUGCCACGUGUUCGCCUAACCACUUCCGGUGCAAUGGCGGUGCUUGCAUCAUGAACAGCUGGGUUUGCGACGGAUACCGGGACUGCGCAGACGGCUCUGACGAGGAUGCUUGCCCCACGACACCAAUCGGUGCAACUUCAACGUCGCCCAGUGUCACCGGACGCUGCAGUCGAUUUGAGUUUGAGUGCCAGCAGAUGAAGAAAUGUGUCCCAAAUUGGAAGCGCUGCGACGGCUUGAGAGACUGUCAGGAUGGCACCGAUGAGCUGAACUGCCCUACUCACAGCACCUUGUCGUGCCCUAAUGGAUUCAAGUGUGAAGAUGGAGAGGCUUGCAUCACGAUGAUGGAGAGAUGUGACGGGUUCCUGGAUUGCUCAGAUAGCAGCGACGAAGGAAACUGUACCGAUGACACUCUUGUCUAUAAAGUGCAGAACCUCCAAUGGACAGCCGAUUUCUCCGGCAACAUCACUUUAACCUGGACCCGCCCUAAGAAGAUGCCCCUUGCAUCCUGCGUCUACAAUAUCCAUUACAGGAUGGUUGGAGACAGCGUGUGGAAAUCCUUAGAAACCCACAGCAACAAAACCAACAGCGUCUUGAAAGUCCUGAAGCCAGACAGCACGUACCAGGUCAAAGUUCAGGUUCAGUGCCUGAGCAGAGUGUACAACACCAACGACUUCAUCACCUUGCGUACCCCGGAAGGAUUGCCAGACCCUCCCCGGCAUCUUCAGUUGUUGCUGAAGAGAGAAGCUGAAGGCGUUGUGGUUUGCCAGUGGGCACCACCAGCGAAUGCCCACGGCCUGAUCAGAGAAUAUGUUGUGGAAUACAGCAGAGCUGGCUCCAAGGAAUGGUCGUCUGUGAGAGCCGCCAGCAACUACUCGGAGAUAGAGAGCCUGCAGGUCAACAUGUUAUAUACAGUCAGAGUUGCUGCGGUAACUAGCCGUGGAGUGGGAAACUGGAGUGAUUCCAAAUCCAUACGAACCGUAAAAGGCAAAGUUAUUCCACCACCUACGAUCCAUAUUGAUAGCUACAAUGAAAACUCCAUAAGCUUCACCCUUAAAAUGGAAGCUAACAUCCAGGUGAAUGGUUACGUUGUGAAAAUCUUCUGGACUUUCGACACCCACAGACAAGAAAAAAUAUCCUUGCUCAUUGAUGGGGGAAAGUCGGCACAAACUGUGAGUAACUUGACAGCUCAGACACAGUACGAGAUUUCUGCAUGGGCCAAGACGGAGCUGGGUGACAGCCCCCUGUCUUUUGCCCACGUGGUGACCAGCGGCACAAGACCGCCCCCUCCCAGUCUGAAAGCCAAAGCUGUGAAUCAGACAGCGGUGGAGUGCAACUGGACUGGCCCCAAGAAUGUGGUAUAUGGCAUAUUUUAUGCUACAUCUUUCCUGGAGCUCUACAGGAAUCCCACCAAUGCCACCACCACACUGCACAACAUUACAGUCAUUGUCAACAGAGAUGAGCAGUACUUAUUUCUGGUACGUGUGAUAUCCCCAUACCAAGGGCCGCCUUCCGAUUACAUCGUUGUGAAGAUGAUUCCUGACAGUCGCCUCCCCCCUCGGCACCUUCAUUCAGUGCACCUGGCAAAAACCUUUGCGGUUAUCAAGUGGGAGUCUCCUUACGAUUCUCCUGACCAAGAUAUGUUGUAUGCUGUAGCAGUGAAAGAUUUAAUAAAGAAAACAGACCGGAUCUACAAGGUGAAAACUCGCAACAGCACCGUGGAGUAUACCAUCAAGAAGCUGGAACCCGGUGGCAAGUACCAUAUCAUCGUCCAGCUGGGAAACAUGAGCAAAGAGGCCAGUUUGAAACUUAGCACAGUUUCCCUGGCUGCACCGGAUGCCUUAAAGAUUAUAGCAGAAAACGACCACAUCUUGUUGUUUUGGAAGAGUUUAGCCUUAAAAGAAAGUCAUUUUAGUGAAAGCCGGGGGUAUGAAAUACAUAUGUUCGACAGCGUGACAAAUAACACGGCGUACCUGGGCAAUACCACGGAGAAUGUCUUCAAAGUCUCCAAUCUGAAGAUGGGACAUAAUUACUCCUUCACGGUGCAAGCAAGGUGUCUCUACAGCGGGCAGGUCUGCGGGGAGCCUGCGACUCUACUUUACAACGAAGUGGGAAGCGGCAGGGAUCCUGCUGCAUCCACCAUGAGCAAGCCUACAGACGUGGCUGCCAUUGUGGUGCCGUUGUUAUUCCUCUUGCUAGUGACGGUGGGCAUAGGGUUCGUUGCCUUGUACAUGAGGCACAGAAGACUUCAGAAUAGCUUCACGGCCUUCGCAAACAGCCACUACAGCUCCCGACUAGGUUCAGCAAUAUUCUCAUCAGGCGAUGAUUUAGGAGACGAGGACGACGAAGCGCCGAUGAUCACAGGCUUUUCAGACGAUGUCCCCAUGGUGAUAGCAUGAAGAGCGUUUCCGACUCUGGAAACCAAAAUGGUGUAAAUAUUUUAUUUGAUAAAAAAGGAGAAAAAAACACAGUCAACUGUUUAUUUUAAAACAAUAUACAGUACAUAUAUAUAUAUCUAUAUAUAUAUCUGCACUUUUGAGUUGCAAUAUGUUAUUUUUGUAUGGCCGGAA
Messenger RNA from Lacerta agilis (Sand lizard), 6692 nucleotides. It is a transcript of the gene SORL1, whose product is annotated as sortilin related receptor 1. Gene Ontology annotation, cellular component: Golgi apparatus; membrane. Gene Ontology annotation, biological process: protein targeting to lysosome; post-Golgi vesicle-mediated transport; protein retention in Golgi apparatus. Gene Ontology annotation, molecular function: protein binding. The record is from RefSeq and is a predicted model, not a curated record. NCBI's taxonomy places the organism in Eukaryota, Metazoa, Chordata, Lepidosauria, Squamata, Lacertidae. Bases 102 to 6521 code for a protein of 2139 amino acids. The transcript has 48 exons.